CGCUGCGAGGCGGCCGGGGACCGUUGGAGCAGGGAGGCUGACGGAGGCGUUUGGGCCGCCCGCGCCUGCGGAGCCGCUGCCGGCGGCGGCUGGAGCACACCAGGACGGUACUUCCCGCCCUCCAGCAUCCCCGGACCGCCGUCCCUGGGAGAGAUUGUCUUUAAAUGCUUAAAGAAACUGAGCCCAGGAAAGUGGAAGUCGUCCUGAGAGACUUCUCAGUGUAAUUCAGAAUGAUUGAAGAGAGUGGGAAGAGGAGGAGGACAAUGGCAGAGAAGAGACAGCUGUUCAUGGAAAUGAGAGCACAGAAUUUUGAUGUCAUCAGACUUUCAACGUAUCGAACAGCCUGCAAGCUGCGCUUUGUACAGAAAAGAUGUAACCUUCAUCUUGUUGAUAUCUGGAAUAUGAUUGAAGCCUUCCGAGAUAAUGGCCUUAACACUUUGGAUCAUAACACAGAGAUCAGCGUGUCUCGACUAGAAACAAUCAUUUCAUCCAUCUACUACCAGCUAAACAAACGCCUUCCUUCUACUCACCAAAUCAGUGUAGAGCAAUCCAUCAGCCUCCUCCUCAACUUCAUGAUAGCAGCAUAUGACAGCGAGGGCCACGGGAAGCUGACAGUGUUUUCAGUGAAAGCUAUGUUAGCAACAAUGUGUGGUGGUAAAAUCCUGGACAAACUGAGAUAUAUUUUCUCUCAAAUAUCUGAUUCAAAUGGACUAAUGAUAUUUACAAAGUUUGAUCAGUUUUUGAAGGAAGUUCUGAAACUCCCAACAGCUGUCUUUGAGGGGCCUUCUUUUGGAUACACAGAGCAUUCUGUACGGACCUGCUUCCCACAACAGAAAAAGAUCAUGCUGAACAUGUUUUUAGACACAUUGAUGGCUGACCCACCUCCUCAGUGCCUUGUGUGGCUGCCUCUCAUGCACAGACUUGCCCAUGUUGAAAAUGUCUUCCAUCCUGUGGAGUGUUCCUACUGCCGGUGCGAGAGCAUGAUGGGCUUCCGGUACCGGUGCCAGCAGUGCCACAACUACCAGCUCUGUCAAAACUGUUUUUGGCGUGGCCAUGCCAAUGGUCCUCACAGCAACCAGCACCAGAUGAAGGAGCAUUCCUCUUGGAAAUCACCUGCAAAGAAGCUGAGCCAUGCAAUUAGUAAAUCUCUUGGUUGUGUACCGAGUCGAGAGCCACCUCGUCCUGUAUUUCCUGAGCAGCCAGAAAAGCCUCUUGAUCUUGCACAUAUAGUUCCUCCUCGGCCUCUGACUAACAUGAAUGACACCAUGGUGACCCACAUGUCCUCUGGAGCACCUACCCCAACAAAAAGGUCACCCCGCAGCCUGGAGGCUGCCAGCCCAGUUGCUGACGAGCACACACUGAUAGCCACCUACGUGAGCCGGCUGCAGAGCGGGGCACGGUUAGUGUUAGGGAAGCGUUCCCGGAGCAGGGACAGCGUCCUGGACAGCCCUGGCCGGCUGGACGAGGAGCACCGGCUGAUUGCCAGAUACGCCGCCCGGCUGGCUGCCGAAGCCGGAAAUGCACCUCGCCCACCUACAGACCUGGGUUUCAGCUUUGAUGCCAACAAACAACAAAGACAGCUGAUUGCAGAGCUGGAAAACAAAAACAGGGAGAUACUCCAGGAAAUUCAGCGUCUCAGGCUGGAACAUGAGCAAGCCUCUCAACCCACUCCUGAGAAAGCCCAGCAGAACCCAACUUUAUUGGCUGAGCUCAGGCUUCUACGACAGAGAAAGGAUGAAUUGGAGCAGAGGAUGUCUGCACUUCAAGAAAGCCGAAGAGAACUGAUGGUGCAGCUGGAAGGGCUGAUGAAACUGCUCAAAGAAGAAGAGCAAAAGCAGGCAGUGCAAGCAGCAGGCUCAGCACACUCCUCGCCCACCCACGGAGCCAUGCCCAUGCCGGUCAGAUCCACCUCUGCAGGCUCUACCCCGACUCAUGGCCCACAGGACUCGCUUGUAGGUGUUGGGGGAGAUGUGCAGGAAGCUUUCACACAAGGUACGAGGAGGAACCUCCGGAACGACCUCCUAGUAGCAGCCGAUUCCAUCACAAACACCAUGUCAUCACUGGUGAAGGAGCUGCAUUCUGCAGAGGAAGAAGAUGAAGAAGAAACAGAAAAAAUGCAGAAUGGAAAGGACCAAGGUUAGGCAGAUGACUGCAGGCUGUACAACAAUCCAGGCAUCCAGGAGGGCUGCGCUUACGACCGAGACUUCUCCCUGUCCUCUGGAAGAGGCACAUUCACCAUCGCGCAACUGUGCUGAGCUCAACAACCUGCUGACCAAAGCGGCUUCCUCCAACCCACCUGGAGGGCUUUCCCCGUGGGCACUUGCCUCUUCGGUCAUUGCAUGUCCUACUUUCCUCCAUCUGUCUACUAAUGAUAACCAAAUCCAUCAAAGUCAGCAGUUUAAGGGAGGUUUAAAUGAAAACAGCACAAAAGGAAAGCUCAUACUCGCAACUCCUGCUCCGUGUCCUGAGCUUCUUUGAUUUCCUCCCAAAUGGUGUCACCGUGGCUUCACACGCAGGUUAUUUCCUCCUAACUUCUCCAUGUGCAUGGGAAAAUGGGUAUGGAGCCUCCCAGGGUCCCUCAUGUGCAUGACACAGAAGGGAAGCAGCCAUCACACACCUGAAAACGCUGCGCUGUCUGCUGCUGGCUGAUUGCCAUCCCGUGGGAUGUUCCCUGUCUGAUCCCAGGGGUACCUGCCAGGGUACCUCACGGAUGGAGGGAUGCCCAAACAGAGGAGCAGCAGUGGUGGGGAUGGGCCACCAGCUCCCUGCCUCCUGGCUCUGCUUCUCUUCAGACUGUUAAAAGGUGUCCCUUUUCAGCAGGGAAUUCAGGGGUGGUCACUGCCAGGCUUAGGUCUGCUUUCAUUUCACAGAAUCCCAGCAUAGUGGACAGAGGGAACCGCUGAGUGUCAUCUACUCCUCCCUCCCUGAUAAAGCAGGGUAACAGAGCACAUUGUUGUGGAUCACAAUGUCCAGCCAGGUUUGGAAUCUCUCAGAGAAGGAGACUCCACAACCUCUCUGGGCAGCCUGGCCAGGGCUCUGGCACUCUCAUAGGAAAGAAGUUUUUCCUCAUGUUCAGGUGGAACCUCCUGGGUUCCAGUUUGUGCCCUUUGCACCUUGUCCACUGAAAAGAGUCUGGCCUCAGGUCUCUCAGUCUUCCCUCAU
Messenger RNA from Dryobates pubescens (Downy woodpecker), 3162 nucleotides. It is a transcript of the gene DTNB, whose product is annotated as dystrobrevin beta. Gene Ontology annotation, molecular function: zinc ion binding. Gene Ontology annotation, biological process: synaptic signaling. The transcript has 22 exons. The coding region runs from base 231 to 2141 and encodes 636 amino acids. Lineage: Eukaryota; Metazoa; Chordata; Aves; Piciformes; Picidae. The record is from RefSeq and is a predicted model, not a curated record. Gene Ontology annotation, cellular component: synapse; plasma membrane.